Molecule: messenger RNA, 822 nt
Organism: Cyphellophora attinorum
Lineage: Eukaryota; Fungi; Ascomycota; Eurotiomycetes; Chaetothyriales; Cyphellophoraceae
Product: 4-formylbenzenesulfonate dehydrogenase TsaC1/TsaC2
Exons: 1
Coding region: 1-822 (273 amino acids)
Source: RefSeq, a predicted model, not a curated record
AUGUCGCCAACAGACCGGCUUGCUCAAGCCGCAGGGCACUUGAGCAAGUCGGGACGCUUAGAUGGCAAAGUAGUCCUUGUGACUGGCGGUGGAGCUGGCAUAGGCGAAGCCAUCUGCAAGAAGUUCGCUCAAGAAGGAGCCACGAUUCUGGUCACAGACUUCAACGAGGGCGCCGCGAAAACCGUGGCGGACGCCCUGGCUUCUCAAGGCCAUCGAGCAGAAGCAUUGCACCACGACGUCACCAGCCGGCCAGAUUGGGACAGAAUUGCGGCACACAUCUCCAAAGCAUACGGCGGGCAGGUCGAUGUACUAGUCAACAACGCCGGUACAGCCUACCCAAACCAGUCAUCUCUCACGGUCGCCGAACGCGAGUUCGACAAAGUCUACACGGUCAACGUCAAGUCAAUAUUCCACUCCGUCCAAGCCAUCUUUCCACUAAUGAUCGCGCGCGGGGCCGGCUCAGUAGUCAACAUCUCGUCCAUCGCCGCAAUCCGCCCACGCGGAGGCUUGACAUGGUACAACUCCUCGAAAGCCGCCGUCUCAAACGCCUCCAAGGCUCUCGCGCACGAGUUUGGUGGGAAGGGGAUCCGAUGCAAUUGCGUUUGUCCAGUGCUGGUGCCCACACAGUUGGCGUCGAAUUUCAUUCCCGGAUUCGAUGGGUCCGAGGAGCAACACAAGAAGGCGGCGCAGGUGCUGCAGAUCCCGCUGGGGCGCGUGACGACGAAGGAGGACGUUGCGAAUGUCGCGCUGUGGCUUGCGAGUGAUGAAGCGAGUUUUGUUACGGGUGUGGACCAUCAUAUUGAUGGGGGACGGGCUAUUUGA